Messenger RNA from Psammomys obesus (fat sand rat), 2418 nucleotides. RefSeq names its product mitochondrial tRNA translation optimization 1 (gene Mto1). Gene Ontology annotation, biological process: tRNA methylation; tRNA wobble uridine modification. The record is from RefSeq and is a predicted model, not a curated record. The coding region runs from base 70 to 2109 and encodes 679 amino acids. Lineage: Eukaryota; Metazoa; Chordata; Mammalia; Rodentia; Muridae. The transcript has 12 exons. Gene Ontology annotation, cellular component: cytosol. Gene Ontology annotation, molecular function: flavin adenine dinucleotide binding.
GCAAGAUGGCGGCGCCCUACCGGCUUCCGUGCGCCUAGGCGUUCCGGGCGGCUCAGCGUUUUCCUCAGCAUGUUCCUCCUCCGAGACAGUGGCCGCUGGGCCGCGGCGUCCCUCGGCAGACGCUUGCGUCUGUCUCGCCUCCGCAGCGACAGCGCGGAGCCCGGCAGCCCGCACUUCGAUGUGGUAGUGAUCGGAGGAGGGCACGCGGGGACCGAGGCGGCCGCCGCCUCCGCUCGCUGCGGCUCGCGGACUCUGCUCCUCACACACCGCAUAGACACGAUCGGUCAGAUGUCAUGUAAUCCUUCCUUUGGUGGCAUUGGAAAGGGGCAUUUGAUGAGGGAAGUCGAUGCAUUGGACGGCCUGUGCUCUCGAAUCUGUGACCAAUCUGGUGUACACUACAAAGUAUUGAACCGGCGUAAGGGCCCUGCUGUGUGGGGACUGAGAGCACAAAUUGAUCGGAAACUUUAUAAACAGAACAUGCAGAAGGAAAUCCUGAAUACACCCCUGCUCACCGUUCAGGAGGGGGCUGUAGAAGAUCUAGUUCUCACAGAACCGGAGCCUGGAUACCCUGGCAAGUCCAGGGUCAGAGGUGUUGUCUUGGCAGAUGGAAGUACAGUUUAUGCAGAGAGUGUAGUUCUGACUACUGGGACAUUUCUGAGAGGUGUGAUCAUAAUUGGAUUGGAGACACAUCCUGCAGGACGUUUGGGGGAUCAGCCCUCCAUAGGGUUGGCUCAGACCCUGGAGAAGUUGGGGUUUCGGGUAGGAAGACUGAAAACUGGGACUCCACCCCGACUUGCUAAAGAUUCCAUUAAUUUCAGCAUUCUAAACAAGCACACACCAGAUAACCCAUCCCUGCCCUUCAGCUUCCUCAGUGAUGCAGUGUGGAUCCGGCCGGAAGAUCAACUGCCAUGUUACUUGACUCACACCAACCCCAGAGUGGAUGAGAUUGUCCUUGAGAACCUCCACCUGAAUAGCCAUGUUAGGGAAACUACAAGAGGGCCCCGAUACUGUCCCUCCAUUGAAUCAAAAGUCUUACGUUUUCCAAACCGCCUGCAUCAGGUUUGGUUGGAACCUGAAGGAAUGGAUUCUGACCUCAUCUACCCCCAAGGGUUAUCUGUUACACUGCCAGCUGAGUUACAAGAGAAAAUGAUAACAUGUAUCAGGGGCUUGGAGAAAGCCAAGAUGGUUCAUCCAGGCUAUGGUGUUCAGUAUGAUUAUUUAGAUCCCCGUCAGAUCAGUCCUUCCCUCGAGACACAUUUGGUUCAACGGCUGUUCUUUGCUGGACAGAUAAAUGGAACAACUGGUUAUGAGGAAGCUGCAGCUCAGGGCGUGAUAGCUGGAAUCAAUGCCAGUCUUCGAGUCCGGCAAAAACCACCCUUUGUUGUAAGUCGCACAGAAGGCUACAUAGGCGUCUUGAUUGAUGACCUCACCACACUGGGCACCAUCGAACCAUACCGAAUGUUCACUAGCAGAGUAGAGUUCCGCUUGUCACUGCGUCCAGACAAUGCUGACAUCCGGCUCACAUUUCGAGCCCAUAAGGACACUGGUUGUGUGUCCCCACAGCGCUAUGAAAGAGCUUCGUGGAUGAAGUCUUCUUUAGAAGAAGGUAUUUCUGUGUUGAAAUCCAUUGAGUUUUCAAGCUCCAAGUGGAAAAAGUUACUUCCACAAGCUCCUAUAAGUAUUACUAGAAGCCUUCCUGUCAGUGCUCUGAAUGUUCUUAAGUAUGAAGAAGUUGACCUGGAGUUACUAGCAGGUGCUGUUCCUGAGCCGUUGAAGAAGUAUGCUGCAUAUAAAGAGCUGGCUAGAAGACUGAAAAUAGAAGCCAUUUAUGAGUCAGUAUUGUUGUAUCAACUACAAGAAAUAAAGGAGGUUCAGCGAGAUGAAGCUUUGCAGCUGCCACAAGAUCUAGAUUAUCUAACAAUCAAGGAUGUAUCAUUGUCCCAAGAAGUUCGAGAGAAGCUGCACUUGAGUCGUCCACAGACGAUUGGAGCUGCUAGUCGUAUACCUGGAGUGACACCAGCUGCCAUCAUCAAUCUGCUCAGAUUUGUGAAGAGUACUCGGCAAAGACAGGCAGCAGUGAUGGAGCACCAAACCAAUCCAUGCAUGUGAUACAAAGACUUUGAGACAGAGUUGUUUACUUUCAUUUCAUAGAGGCAGGCCUUGUAGGAAGAGGGCUUGGAGCAGUGGUUCUCAGCCUUCCUAAUGCUGUGACCCCUUAACACAGUUCAUGUUAUGAUGACCCCCAACCACAAAAUUAUUUUGUUGCUACUUCAUAACCAUAGUUUUACUACUGUUAAUGUAAAUAUCUGAUAUGCAGUAUAUCUGAUAUGUGACCCCCGUGGGUGUCACAACCCACAGGUAGAGAACUGCUGAAUUAGAGCUUAUAAAUAGAAAAUAAAUAUAACACCUGUGAAAAUA